Sesamum indicum (sesame) is the source of this 1077-nucleotide messenger RNA. Its product is annotated as transcription factor bHLH61. Lineage: Eukaryota; Viridiplantae; Streptophyta; Magnoliopsida; Lamiales; Pedaliaceae. Gene Ontology annotation, molecular function: sequence-specific DNA binding; DNA-binding transcription factor activity; protein dimerization activity. Gene Ontology annotation, biological process: regulation of DNA-templated transcription. The record is from RefSeq and is a predicted model, not a curated record. Gene Ontology annotation, cellular component: nucleus.
AAACAAAAGAUGACAUUGAUUUGAGAGGGCAUCCACCUCUUUAAAGGGCUCCAAGCAGCCUUGAGCACUUGCAGAGAGUGAUAUAUAGAGACAGAGAGAAAGGCAAAAACUUAAGAGAAAGAAAUCAAUUAUAGAGAAAAGCUGAAAGCUGUAAGGUGUGAAGGAGUGGACGACGUACUAAUUAAUCAGCAGCAGGUACUAGGUAGGUAGCAAUGGUUUCCAGGGAGCACAAGAGAGAAGCACUUCUUCAUGAUAAGCUGCAACUUCUUCGCUCAAUCACCCACUCUCAUGCAAUGAAUGAACCGUCGAUCGUAUUAGACGCGUCGAACUACAUAAAAGAGUUGAAGCAGAAAGUAGAGAGGCUGAGUGAAGAAAUAGCAACUGCUGAAAGUUCAAUCCAUCAGAAUAAUCUGCGGCCUCGUGUGACAGUAGAAACCCUAGAAAAGGGUUUCUUAGUAAAUGUACAUUCAGGCAAAAGUUGCCCUGGAUUGCUGGUUUCCAUAUUGGCAACGUUUGAGGAGCUGGGACUGAAUGUGCUGGAAGCUAGGGUUUCUUGUGCUGACACCUUCGAUUUACAAGCACUUGGAGGAGAAAACGAAGAAGAUGAAGAAACGAUCAACGCCCACACGGUGAAACGAGCGAUUUGGAAUACUAUCAAGAAUUGGAGUGAGAGCAUUGAGUAAGAAUCAUGCAAGCCAACGCCGAGUUUCCUACUAUAUAUAUCUAUUUUCUUUUAGUUUUCUGGUGCGCAUUAGAGUGAAAUUUGCACCGGAUUUUCGUUCAAUUACGGCUACAUUGGGAAGUUGGUCAGUCUUGGGAAUUAAUCGGAGGGCUGGAGCCGGGGUCUUUAAAAUCUUUAUAAAUAGGGUGAUCAAAGAUCACUUAUAAUUUUGAUGGAAAUUAAUUCCAAUUUCCAGCAGAGAAUUAAUUGAGAAGAUGAGUGUGAUUAAAGUUGUUGUCAUGUAACAUGGGGAAAAUCCUAAGAAUUUGGUCUGUAGUAAUUAAGGUAUUAUUAUUGUAUUAAUUCCACUACUUGUUUAUAGUAUAAUACUGUAAUAACACUUUUUUUUAACAUCA